Molecule: messenger RNA, 960 nt
Organism: Dibothriocephalus latus
Lineage: Eukaryota; Metazoa; Platyhelminthes; Cestoda; Diphyllobothriidea; Diphyllobothriidae
Source: the annotation of a GenBank genome assembly
GUCAACGACGAGCUGAUGUCGCCGUACCGAAACAACAACGGUUCAGACACCUCCGAAACCGCGAGGGCGCAUCAUGAUCAUGUCAGCUACUCGGCGCCCUUUGGCCGCCAGAUGAAAAUCAUCUGCUGGCGCACAGUCCUCAAUCUCAUCCGCGACCCCCAGGCCUCCAUAGUGCAGACCCUUGUCUACCUCUUCUUCGCCGUCUCUAUGGGCGUUGUUUACUUCGGUCUGGACCGAUCCCUUGAGACGGGCCUGCAAAAUAGGGCCGGCCUCUUCUUCUUUGCCGCUCUUCAGGUGGUGUUCGUGAAUAUUGGAGCCAUCGAACUCUUCCUGAAGGAGCGUGCCAUAUUCAUACAUGAACAUUCCAGUGGCUAUUAUCGAGUAUCCGCCUACUUCCUGUCCAAAUUGAUUUGCGACGUGGUGCCGACAAAGGCUCUGCCUGUCUUGGUAUUCAUGCCCAUUACCUACUGGAUGGCAAAACUGGUACCAACCGUAGGGAGCUUUUUCUUCUUCGAGUUGAUUCUCACCUUGGGCACCUUCUCGGCCGCUGCGGCGGCUCUUUUUAUUAGCGCCAGCGUCACUACCUUCAGCAUAGCCAACGUCAUAAUCAGCAUUCUCUUCGUUUUUAUGAUGGUGUUUGGAGGCUACCUGAUCAACCUCAAUAGUAUGGGCGCCUGGCUAAGCUGGCUGCGAUAUUUCUCUAUCUUUCGAUACACUUUAGGUGGCCUACUUAUAAACGAAGUGGCCACUCUGGAGUUCUGCCCUUCGGUCAACAGAUCAACAGAGGGUUCUCCGGACCUGCGAACAUGUGAAUCAGGUGCGCAGUAUCUGCAGGAUAUGGCUCUGUCCAGUUCUACACCCUGGGACCUCUGGCUCAAUGCGGUCGGCCUCGCCAGCAUUGCAAUCGUCUGUCUAAUAUUGUGCUACAUCCAGUUGAGAAGGAUCAGCGUCUACAAAUAG